Messenger RNA from Drosophila bipectinata, 1247 nucleotides. RefSeq names its product TBP-associated factor 8 (gene Taf8). The record is from RefSeq and is a predicted model, not a curated record. NCBI's taxonomy places the organism in Eukaryota, Metazoa, Arthropoda, Insecta, Diptera, Drosophilidae. Gene Ontology annotation, molecular function: protein heterodimerization activity. Gene Ontology annotation, cellular component: transcription factor TFIID complex. Gene Ontology annotation, biological process: transcription initiation at RNA polymerase II promoter.
AACGCAACCACCCUCGCUUCAGUGUUGGGCCAGCUCUAGCCAACACUCAUCCAACCGUCUCUAAAAAUUUCAAAAACAUACGGCCAUAAAAAAAAAAAAAACGUAAAUAUCAACAAAAAUGGAUAAGGUAGAGACGGUCACUGUGCCGCAAGUAGAUGCGUACAGGAAACUUUUGAAUAAGGUCAUUUCGCAGCUGCUGGUGGACAAAGGAGCCGGGCAGGCCAGUCAACAGUGCUUGGAGACGCUCACCCAGAUGCUCCAAGCGCUCAUUCUGGAGAUUGGCAACUCGGCGCACAACUUUUGUGAGCUAAGUGGACGCACCAUGCCCACUGUGGGUGAUGUUAGCCUGGCUCUGAUAAAUAUGGGCAUUUCCAUUAGCAGCCUGGACCCCUAUAUGCGAAAUGAAAAGCACGCACCUAUUCCCCUACCGCCCCAACAGACGCAACAGCGACAACUAAGUCUCCUCCAGGCCGGUACUAAAUCCGCGCACCCCCAUUACGUACCCAGCUACUUUCCACCCAUGCCGGACCCUCACGCCUAUAUACGGACGCCCACGCACAAGCAACCGGUGACAGAGUACGAGGCCAUUCGGGAAAAGGCCGCCUGUCAAAAAAGGGAUAUCGAAAAAGCCCUAACGAAAUUCCUCUGUAAAACGUCAGAAACAAAUAACCUGUUUCCCACCGAAGACAACAUGUUUCCGCUAAUUGCAUGUAAGCCCGCUUUUCCGCCCUAUGCUGCCGCCUUGAACCCCACUGAUCAGGUCUUUGAUUUUGAGGAGCUGGAAUAUCAUUACCUGGUUGCCAAUCGAACAGAAGAUGUGCCCAGCAAAGAAGACGGCGAGGAGGGUGACAGCGAAAACGAAGAUCACGACGGAGAUAAGUCCAAGGAAGACAAGAACGAAAUAGAAAUCAAGCCGAACUCUACUACCAAUAAAGCAAUCUUAGAAAAUCCGAACAUAGACAAUCCUUAUUUGCGUGCCGCAACUCUGCCGAAGCGUUCCAAGCCAAUAGGAGCACCUCCGAGUAGAAGUCAUUUGCCGAAAACCACCACUCCGUCUACCUUGGAAAUAACCAAGAGUAGCUUAUAAACGUGGAAUAUAUGCACAAUUGUAUAUACAUUUGAAUGUUUGCACUUUUUUAAGAUAAAAGUAAUUUGUGUGAAGUCAUCAUUGUGCUCGUACACUAGCAUUUUUAAGCAAAAACUUAAUAAAAAUAAAUUGUGAAUUGCAUGUAUCCGGAGAACGAAAA